AUGAAUAUGAUUGCAUCAGGCUCAGCGACGGUGAGACCUUUGUCACUUGGCGAUGACAGUUACGAGGCUGUUAUUGAGAGGUAUAGGGCCGAAUGGGGUAGCCUACAGGACUUCCUUCUGAGAAAGGGAGACUGGAUCAGGGACUGGGUUGAGGCACUAUCCAACCUCCCUCAUUGCAAAGCUGUCGGCAUUGACGACGACGUCCGUCCCUGGGGGGCCCUUCGACUCGGUCGCCGCAUUGGCACGUUUCCGAACCGCUUCGUCACUCCCUUCCAGGCCCAGAAGAGACUCUAUAUUCAGUUUGGCGAUCUGAAGACGGGCUGCACCUCUGUCACCCCACGCAUGCUAUCAACGAUCCCUGUGUCUGUAGACACUUUGAAGAAUCGGCUUGCUCCCAUCAAAACCCUGCUACUUGUGGUCAACCCAAACAGCCACCAGAACGCAUUCGAUGAGGAUGUGAAGAAACUAGUUUCCAACACCGACCCGAUCCAGACUAGGAUUCCGAUUGGUGUCCGGAGUUCUGCGGGCUUCCUCCGUCUUUUUCUCACGCUGACCGACUUCACCUUACACUUCAAUCCCCGCGACGAAAGGCAGCAAUUUCCGAGGCUUUCCGAGGAUCUUCGAAUUCCCAGCCUCCAGAGCCUCCGUAUCGAGUUCGUCGACUGCACAAGGGACGAGCUUAUGACGUUGCUAGAGGGGCAUCGCGACACGCUUCGGGAGCUUGUUCUCGAGUCCGUUGAUGUCACUGGAGGGGGGCGAAAGACGUGGUCCUCGCUCCUCGGAAGUCUCCAGCAUAGCCUCAGGUUAGAGGCAAUAGACUUGGGGAAACUGUAUGGUGGAUGGGUUUUAUCUCUGUUCACGCUCCUCGGUAACGUUUUCUCAACCAAGGUUUUGGCGCAAGUGGCCCUGAGGAGAUUGAGGCUAUGCGGUCAGCAUAGAUGGGUUAGAAGAGUCGGAAGCGUUCCCCUGGUCAAGACGAUCUCAUGGUGA
Messenger RNA from Colletotrichum aenigma, 990 nucleotides. RefSeq lists its product as uncharacterized. NCBI's taxonomy places the organism in Eukaryota, Fungi, Ascomycota, Sordariomycetes, Glomerellales, Glomerellaceae. The transcript has 2 exons. The record is from RefSeq and is a predicted model, not a curated record. The coding region runs from base 1 to 990 and encodes 329 amino acids.